Molecule: messenger RNA, 186 nt
Organism: Dichomitus squalens LYAD-421 SS1
Lineage: Eukaryota; Fungi; Basidiomycota; Agaricomycetes; Polyporales; Polyporaceae
Product: ubiquinol-cytochrome C reductase UQCRX/QCR9-like protein
Exons: 4
Coding region: 1-186 (61 amino acids)
Biological process (GO): mitochondrial electron transport, ubiquinol to cytochrome c
Source: RefSeq, a predicted model, not a curated record
AUGUCUCUGGCCAACACUCUCUACAACGCUGUCGUGAAGCGUAACAGUGUUUUCGUCCCGACGAUCUUCGCCGGUGCGUUCGCAUUCAGCAUCGGCUUCGACCUCGGUGUCACGAAGUUUUGGGAUACCUGGAACAAGGGAAAACAAUGGAAGGACAUCCGCUCUAGAUACGUGGAAGAGGAGUAG